Messenger RNA from Salvia hispanica, 3264 nucleotides. The record is from RefSeq and is a predicted model, not a curated record. NCBI's taxonomy places the organism in Eukaryota, Viridiplantae, Streptophyta, Magnoliopsida, Lamiales, Lamiaceae.
UUUCUCCGAAGAAAAUCCGAAUACCAAACCCGACCCGAAUAGAAAGUUACCGAUUUUAUUCGAUACAAUAAAACGCCCGCCUCCCACCAUAUAAUAAGUUCAUAGCACUGCUGCUAUUAAUUUACUCCAUGCACGCGUGGAAGAGUUGGUGGAGUCAAAUGUGAGCUGAGCUCCUGUUGCUAAGAUCUGCUGGCGGUGAGCUGUUCGAUCACGUGCUCCGCGUGUGGUUGGCGUGUUUUCUGUUUGGAUUUGAAUGUUUUUUGUCUGCUUGUUAUUUGAAUUUCUGGAGUUGUUGUCGGUGGAUUUGUGUGUGGUUUGAACUGAAGUGGACUGAUCGAAGCAUUUUUUGAAUGCUGUGGAAGGAAGUAAGGAUGUGUUAGCGAUUGUGUUUCUAUUUGGCUUUGGAGACGCGGUGAGCGUGUGAUUGGGGAUCUAGAAGCUCGACUAGGAACAAUUUGUGUUGUCAUUUGCGGUUGUAUGGCCUAAAAAUGUAGGACUUGCAAUGGACGUUGAUAAAUGUUGCAGUCUUUACUGUAACUGUGCAUAGUAGUUGUGUUUCUAUGGGGUAAAAGUGGUACCAAGAUGGUAUAGCAGUUAAAAAUUAUGGACAUGGAGGAUAUGCGAGAUGAUAAUCAACCUUCAGAGCAGAAUUCUCCUAUUGGUUCAUGGUGGCCUUCAGAUUUUGCUGAGAGUUUUGGAUCUAUAUCCUUAGAAUCUAGAAAUGAGAAUCUAAGGAGAAAGGAAUUUAAUAACAAAGAGAAGUAUGACAGAUUAUCAUAUAAAAGAGCAUCACAAAUCCUAUGGAGCACAGGAAUGCUUUCUGAACCAAUUCCAAAUGGUUUCUACUCUGCUGUACCAGAUAAAAAGCUCAAGGAACUAUAUGAAGAUAUACCUACGUUGGAGGAGCUUAAUGCUUUGGAGCAUGAGGGUUUGAGGGCGGAUGUUAUCCUUGUAGAUUCUGAGAAGGAUAAGAAGCUUUCUAUGCUAAAACAGUUGAUUGUAGCUCUGGUUAAGGGUCUAAACUCGAAUGCUGCAGCUGUAAUAAAGAAAAUUGCUGGACUGGUAUCUGAUUUCUACAAGCGGUCAAAUUCAGAGAUAAGCCCCAAGAAAGCUGUCCAGGAAGAUUCCUCACAUCCAUCUGAAAGUCGAGGUGUGCAACUGCUGGGUCAAAUACGGCACGCUACGUGCAGACCUCGAGCAAUAUUAUUCAAAGUUCUUGCCGAUGCUGUAGGACUGGAGAGUAGGCUGGUGGUGGGUUUACCCACUGAAGGAACUUCUGAGUGUGUGGACUCCCACAAACAUAUGUCUGUGUCAGUCGUUUUGAAUUCUGUAGAAUUGGUGGUUGAUUUGAUGCGGUUUCCUGGCCAACUGAUACCUCGGUCAACCAAAGCUAUCUUUAUGUCUCACAUAUCUGCUGCCGGGGAGAGCGAUUCUGCAGAAAAUGAUUCUUGUGAUUCACCAAUGGAACCGAACAGCCCCUUGUAUGGGGUUUCAGAGCGACUUGAUCCUGAAAGCGCUGAGAAAGAUGAUGGCCUGCUAUAUCAACGAAGGCUGGAAGCUUAUUCAAAUGCAGCAGGGCCUUCAUUAAGAAAUAUGAUGCUGCGGUCAAAUUCAGUUGAUAGAAAAUUGAGCUUGUCGCGCAGUGAACCUAACAUAGCCGCUACAUUUUGGCGAAGGAGUAGGAGAAAGGUCAUUGCUGAACAAAGAACUGCAAGUUCAAGCCCAGAGCAUCCUUCACUUCGUGCACGUGGUCGUUCCAUGCUUAGUGGCGAUAACAAAUCUUUCAGAGAGUACUCUGUUGAUGAUGGUACAUCCAGGUCAGAGGGGGCGUCAUCAUCAGACACACGUCGGCUUAGGAGAAGAAGCAUUAGCAUGACCCCUGAGAUUGGUGACGACAUUGUAAGGGCUGUGAGAGCAAUGAAUGAAUCACUAAAGCAAAAUCGUCUUUUAAGAGAACAGGGUGGAAGUGGCUCAUCUAAUUCAGGUCAACCAGAAGAGGUUAAUGAUCCUCAACUUGAUGACUGUUCCAAAUUGUCUGAUAAUAACUCAACUAUAUAUGCCACUCAGGGGCAGCACAGUUCCCAGAAAGCAAUGUCAUUACCUUCAUCUCCACAUGAGUUCAGAAGUCAGACCCCAGAAUGCAGUGGGAUUCCCAGGGUAAAUGAGGAAAUGGUUUCAACAUGGAACAGAGUUCUGGACUCACCAAUGUUCCAGAAUAAACCUCUGCUGCCAUAUGAUGAGUGGAAUAUUGAUUUCUCGGAGUUAACUGUAGGCACUCGAGUUGGAAUUGGGUUCUUUGGAGAGGUUUUUCGUGGAGUUUGGAAUGGAACUGAAGUUGCUAUCAAAGUGUUUUUAGAGCAAGAUCUCACUGCUGAAAACAUGGAGGAUUUCUGCAACGAGAUAUCCAUACUCAGUCGCCUUCGGCAUCCAAACGUAAUCCUAUUUCUUGGCGCUUGCACAAGACCUCCACGCUUAUCGAUGGUUACUGAGUACAUGGAAAUGGGGUCGUUAUAUUAUUUGAUUCAUUUAAGUGGUCAGAAGAAGAAACUGAGUUGGCGGAGGAGAAUCAAGAUGCUACGUGACAUAUGCAGAGGGCUUAUGUGCUUACACCGCAUGAAGAUUAUCCACCGUGAUAUCAAAAGUGCAAACUGCCUUGUGAACAAACAUUGGACAGUUAAGAUCUGCGACUUUGGACUCUCAAGAAUCUUUCUUGAAGUACCUGUUAAGGACUCCUCGUCAGCUGGCACACCAGAAUGGAUGGCUCCUGAGCUUAUUCGAAACGAGCCCUUCUCAGAGAAAUGUGACAUUUUCAGUCUCGGUGUUAUAAUGUGGGAGCUCUGCACUCUAAGUAAACCCUGGGAGGGGACUCCACCUGAGCGGGUUGUCUACACCGUUGCAAAUGAGGGAGCACGUUUGGAGAUACCUGAAGGGCCAUUGGGCAGUUUGAUUGCAGAUUGUUGGGCGGAACCCCACGAGCGACCGAGUUGCGAAGAAAUUCUCAACCGUUUGCUUGAUUGCGAGUUAGCGCUUUGCUAACUCAGACACGCUUGUUGUACAGAAAGAGAAACCAUCAUUGUUGAGGUUUUCCAUAUUCUUCGGCUCUAUUUUUCUAACUUUAGUGUGGAUUUUUUCAUGAGAUUGUCUUCGCCUUCGGUUUUUUAAUGGAAACAUGAUGAUUAUGUUUAUGCAAUUGAAUGGUGAAAUUUUCCACUCACGCUGGCCCUAAUUUAAGCUGUCAGAUGCAGACACAAAUUGUGCUCGGAA